GGGGGGCCAGGGGGCAGUAGCUGAAGGCACAUCCCACAGAGGAGACACUACAAAUUGGGGUGCCAGCGGCACCACGAAGCUUCUGGGAGUUCCUGCUGCAGGAGCUGGUGAUUCUCUGGGGGUGGGAAGCUCCAUCAAUUCCCAAGAUGACGGACCAGCAGGCAGAAGCCCGUGCCUUCCUCAGCGAGGAGAUGAUUGCGGAGUUCAAAGCCGCCUUCGACAUGUUCGAUGCUGAUGGCGGUGGAGACAUCAGCACCAAGGAGCUGGGGACAGUGAUGAGAAUGCUGGGCCAGAACCCCACCAAAGAGGAGUUGGAUGCCAUCAUUGAGGAGGUGGACGAGGACGGCAGCGGCACCAUCGACUUCGAGGAGUUCUUGGUCAUGAUGGUGCGCCAGAUGAAAGAGGAUGCCAAAGGCAAGUCUGAGGAGGAGCUGGCCAACUGCUUCCGCAUCUUUGACCGGAAUGCAGAUGGGUUCAUUGACAUCGAGGAACUGGGUGAGAUCCUGAGGGCCACCGGGGAGCCUGUCACUGAUGAGGACAUAGAGGACAUGAUGAAGGAUUCAGACAAGAACAAUGACGGUCGCAUCGACUUUGAUGAGUUCCUGAAGAUGAUGGAGGGUGUGCAGUAAGGGACCAGACAUUCCUCAGGCCAGCUGCUGCACCCAGCCCUGCUCCCCUGCUGUCCAGGGAGCAGCAGCUCCACAGCAUCUGGCCCUCAGCACUGGCUGGGACCUCGCUCUGUGCCAGGGUCCUGGUCUCACCUCACCAUCGGCGGCUGAGCUUUUCCUCCCAUCUGUCACCUGUGGCUUUGAUUCCAGCCUCAAUUAAAGAGGAAAGGCUUGA
Molecule: messenger RNA, 843 nt
Organism: Melospiza melodia melodia
Lineage: Eukaryota; Metazoa; Chordata; Aves; Passeriformes; Passerellidae
Gene: TNNC2
Product: troponin C2, fast skeletal type
Exons: 6
Coding region: 147-629 (160 amino acids)
Cellular component (GO): myosin II complex
Molecular function (GO): calcium ion binding
Source: RefSeq, a predicted model, not a curated record